AUGGAUGAACUGCAGGAUGUUCAGCUGACAGAGAUCAAACCGCUGCUGAAUGAUAAGAAUGCAGCUCGCAACUUCCAGGACUUCGACUGUCAGGAACAUGACAUCGAGACAGCUUUCGGAGUGGUCCAUGUCACCAUGCGGGGCACACCCAAGGGGAACAGACCCGUCAUCCUUACAUACCAUGAUAUUGGCCUCAACCACAAAUCCUGUUUUAAUGCAUUCUUUAACUUUGAAGACAUGCAAGAGAUCACUCAGCAUUUUGCUGUGUGCCAUGUGGAUGCACCAGGCCAGCAGGAAGGAGCUCCCCCAUUCCCAUCUGGGUACCAGUAUCCCAGUAUGGAUGAACUGGCUGAAAUGCUGCCCGCUGUUCUGACGCACCUGAACCUGAAGAGCUUCAUUGGGAUUGGACUGGGAGCUGGCGCUUAUGUCCUCAGCAGGUGUGCACUCAGCCACCCUGACCUGGUGGAGGCACUCGUUCUUAUUAAUGUUGAUCCAUGUGCAAAGGGCUGGAUUGACUGGGCAGCAUCCAAGUUUUCAGGCUGGACAACCAACAUAGUGGAUAUUGUCUUGGCGCAUCAUUUUGGCCAUGAGGAGCUGCAGGCAAAUCUAGAUUUGAUCCAAACCUACAGGCUUCAUAUCGCACAAGAUAUUAACCAAGAUAACCUUCAGCUGUUCCUCACCUCAUACAACAGUCGUAGAGAUCUGGAAAUUGAGAGACCAGUUCUUGGCAUCAAUGAAAAUACUGCAAAAACACUCAAGUGCCCUGCCUUGCUAGUGGUUGGUGACAACUCACCUGCCGUGGAAGCAGUGGUUGAAUGCAAUUCACGUCUUGACCCAACCAAAACGACCCUUCUGAAGAUGGCCGACUGCGGGGGCCUGCCCCAGGUGGUUCAGCCUGGCAAGCUGACUGAAGCCUUCAAGUACUUUGUGCAGGGGAUGGGCUACAUGCCAGCAGCUAGUAUGACCAGGCUGAUGCGCUCCCGUACUCACUCCUCCUCUAGCGUGGGCUCUGGGGAGAGCGUCCGCAGCCGGUCUCAUACCAGCAACCAUGGUGAAGGAAGUGCUGGAACCCCAGAAGGAAUUGAUCUCCAGGAUGCACCUCAAACCAUGGAAGUGUCCUGUUAGACAGGAGCCCCUCUUCUGGAUUCAGACAACUCCACUCACCCCCACUGAACCCACUCAGAAUCUAGCAUUUCAUCCAACACAGCAUUAACUGUUCUCUCUAACUUGUGCAUGCCCAUCUGAGCUGCCACCUCCUUGGUAGUCUGUACUUGGCAUUACUUUGGUCCUUUCUGUAUGCCCUUGGCAUCAGAGCCUCUUUAAAACUCAUUAACAUUCCGCGGUCUUAGUAAGUCAUGUUACUGUACACGCUGAUACCAUCUCCUGUCUGUGCUGUGUAUCGAUCCAGAUGACAGCCGUUGUCUCCCCUGUUCAUUUAAAUAUAAUUUCUGUGGCUUUGUGAGGUUUAGAAUUGCUUUCUAGUUGUGCUUCUGCUAAAGGACCCUUGUGGUGCAGUUGGUAUGGCAUCUGUGGGAAAGCAAGACCAUGAUGAUGUGAAACUCCAGGCGCUGGAGCAGGUCAUGCUCUUGGCAGAGCUGUGCCUGGAGCACAGAACCCACCAGAAGGUCUUUGUGUUCCCAGGACUCUUGGCAUGCCAGGCAGCUGUGGGGAAAACAAAUAGUCAGAAAUAUUGUCUUGGUCUCAUCUCUGUGUGUGUGUUAAGAAGGAGCAGAAUGAUUUCUUACCUGAGCCUCCUGAACAGGCAAAGCAAUUUCCA
This is a messenger RNA of Antrostomus carolinensis (chuck-will's-widow), 1777 nucleotides long. It is a transcript of the gene NDRG3, whose product is annotated as NDRG family member 3. The coding region runs from base 1 to 1125 and encodes 374 amino acids. The record is from RefSeq and is a predicted model, not a curated record. Lineage: Eukaryota; Metazoa; Chordata; Aves; Caprimulgiformes; Caprimulgidae. The transcript has 15 exons.